AUGGAUCUCCAAGGCACUCCUCUUCCCCACGGCGCUCGCAGCACCAAGGUCACCAAUGAUCCCCGGGCUCAGCAGCCCAUCGAAGAGCCUUCUGGCCCCAUCACCAAUGACUCCCUUGCCGCUGAGUCUGUCCGCGAGGGCGGUGCUUUCUCUGGCAACCGCGGCGCCGAGCCCAUGGGUGUCUCUGGCAACCAAUCCACUGUGAACAACACCGACACCUCGUCUGCCACCAAGCUGGGCUCCGUUCCCGUCGGCGGUCUUCGCGAGGACCGCGAGAGCCAGCAGAAGUACCCCGAGGCUCUCGGUGGCCAGGGUAACUUCCCCGGCACCCACCUGUCCCAGUCUGGCUACACCGGAGGCUCAACCGCCGCCAAGAAGGAACUUGGCCUCAACGCUGGCGAGUACUCUACCGCUAGUGGCAGCGGCCAGAGCCAGUACAACGCUGGUCAAGCUCCAUCCUACGUCAGCGAUGUGACCGGUGACAUUCAGCACCCCAAGCCUGAUGGUCGCGGCAUCCACGAGGGUGGCUUCCACUCCAACGACGCAAAGAACGCUAGCUUCAAUGCUGACAUUGGCUCUGAGCAAGACCCUGGUCGUGAGGCUAUCAACCAGUUCCAGCGCAGCAACGCCCGCACUGCCAACGACGCUGGCCGUCCUGACGAGCAAAAGAUUCACGCUCAGACCCCUUACGAGCACCUUCAACAUGACCAGCGCGCCUAA
Molecule: messenger RNA, 720 nt
Organism: Penicillium brevicompactum
Lineage: Eukaryota; Fungi; Ascomycota; Eurotiomycetes; Eurotiales; Aspergillaceae
Exons: 1
Coding region: 1-720 (239 amino acids)
Source: RefSeq, a predicted model, not a curated record